Molecule: messenger RNA, 1867 nt
Organism: Dreissena polymorpha
Lineage: Eukaryota; Metazoa; Mollusca; Bivalvia; Myida; Dreissenidae
Product: carbohydrate sulfotransferase 15-like
Exons: 8
Coding region: 266-1798 (510 amino acids)
Biological process (GO): hexose biosynthetic process
Molecular function (GO): N-acetylgalactosamine 4-sulfate 6-O-sulfotransferase activity
Source: RefSeq, a predicted model, not a curated record
GUAUAACGCCUAAGGCGGAGCAAGAAAACGUACUCACUAGGAUAGCAGUUACGGAACACUAUUGGUUUAUUUAACAUGUCAAACAUUAAUAUAAUUAAGACGUUUUUUUCAAUAAAUUGUCUGUAACUUUGAUGUUACAAGACUUCAUUUGAGCGCUUGUGUAACGGCUGAAUGUUCGUAACUCUGGAUUAUUACAGUGGCAGAGAGCAGUGUUGUUAAAAGAAGUGACCUGCCAAAAACUGAGGACACUGGAGUAAAAAAAACGAUGCAAUCAAAAAACAGAUAUCAAUAUCUCAUGGGCAAAUACCGGCGGAAGCUAACAUUCUUUAUGAUCUGUGGACUAUUGUUAUUGGUGUCCUAUAUUUCUAUGCUUAGCAGCAAAAACAGUAACAUUAACGCAAUUCUGGGACAACUAAAACGAAAUCCGGGUGAAAAUAAUUCAAAUGCAGCACCAAAAGACAAUUUGGCAUACCAUUCAAGAAUACCCAUAGGUGUCACAUAUAAUGGGAAGAUUGGCAACGCAAUUCAAGAUAAUGUUCGUCGAAAAAAUGUGGACAUGUUUUCCGAUGGUCUUAAUAUCAAAGAGAACGGGAUUGCAACCGCCAGCUACAUGUAUACGGAUGGAGCCUUUGUGCGCGACAAUCAGUCCAAAGAAUUUAACUUAACUCAAAGAUCGAAAUCAGGGCAACAAGUUUUCGGCUGGAUUUCCACUCUUAACCAAAAAAACGAACAUUCUGGCGAAGGAACCGAAGAUUUGAUGACACUGAAGCCGUUUUCUUUCCUGAAAACAUACAGAAAUCCAUGUUGGUACGGAGAUGCCUUCAACUACACCGGAGACGACGUCGCUGGGUCACCGCGCGCUCCAGCACGCAUUGCGCACAGAGUCUUCUGCUUGCCUUAUUAUUACCUCGUUGGAGCUCCUAAGUGCGGCACGACAGAUUUAUUUAUAAAGAUGGUCCAGCAUCCGGAAGUUUCAAGGUCGGUACCGAAAGAACCGCACUGGGUCACUCGACGACGAUUUUUUAAAGAUAAGAAAUUUCAUAACAUUUCAAGUUACUUUCAAAUAUUCUCCAUGGCCACCCUGCAGAUCGUUCAAAGCAAAUUAAAGAAUGGUUAUCAUCCACUAGUAUUCGGUGACCAUAGUGCGUCGACCCUGUGGGAUAACGACUUCUGGACCAUUCUUCCGCAGUUUGCAAACUUGACCGAGCCACCUAUUACUGCGGCUGACGUUAUCCAUCACUUGAACCCGAACGCAAAGAUAAUCGCUAUGCUGCGGAACCCGACUGAGAGACUCUACUCAGAUUAUCUGUUUUUCAACCAAGGUGACAAAAGUCCAGAGUCCUUCCACAAAGGUGUCUCCGUGGUGCUGGAGAGUCUGAAGACGUGUCUCGCAAUCAACUCACUGAGACAUUGCCUCUAUAAGCCCCCGAGCAGCGAACCCGAGUUCCAUAUCCGGGCUCGAAUCGGAGUGUACCAUCAGUACCUGAAGGAAUACUUCCGCGUGUUCCCCGCCUCGCAGAUACUGGUGCUCAAACUGGAGGAUUACUCGAAGGCGCCCGCGGAGAUCAUCCAAAAAAUAUUCGAAUUCCUUGAAUUGUCUGCGUUUCCCCCAGAGAAAUUGAGCAAUAUUACAAAAUCAAAGAAUCCCGCAAACUCGAGACGGACUAACGACUCCACAAUCGGUCCCAUGCUUCCGGAAACCAGGCGUCUCUUGCAGAACUUCUACUGGCCGCACAAUGAACAACUCGGGGCGCUGCUCGGAAAAACAUUCAAUUACAAUUUGGAUGAGAUAAACUGAGGUUUAUUGCAAUUUUCGUGGGUAUAUGUGCAAUAUACAUGUAUUAAUAGAAUACCUUUAUUUAUCAAA